Messenger RNA from Fibroporia radiculosa, 1431 nucleotides. RefSeq lists its product as uncharacterized. The record is from RefSeq and is a predicted model, not a curated record. The transcript is spliced from 3 exons. Lineage: Eukaryota; Fungi; Basidiomycota; Agaricomycetes; Polyporales; Fibroporiaceae. The coding region runs from base 1 to 1431 and encodes 476 amino acids.
AUGGCAGCUCACGCUGUUUGCCUUGUUUUAGCCGAGCUCGUACUUGGAGACAUUGCACCCCUUGCACCUGGUCCCGGAGAUAUUUUUGCUGCUGGCUCAGAUUGUACUCUUAAAUGGAGCGUAGACACAAGUGGCACCUGGAAGAAUGUCACUAUUGGUACGUUGUACCGCUUUGCGUUUUAUAAACUCGACUAUUUCAUGCUCGGUGCAGAUUUAAUGUCUGGUUCCGACAAUAACAUGUCAUUGGUAACUCGCGUCGCGUUUGACCUGGACGGAACCGAUCCCAGCCUCUCGCCGUAUAUUUGGACGUGUCCUGAAGUGGAUCCAUACUCCGACAUAUAUUUCUACCAAUUCACUAACGGCGACGAUCGCGCGGCUUCCAGCUGGACUACUCGAUUCACGAUCGCAUCUCCUUCCAACACGAGCGCCCCUCCCCAGUAUGCUCAACAGCCGAAUGGUGAUCCGAUACCAUGGGGAAACGGAAUACUGGUCUAUUCUAACUCGAGCGGACCAUCCUCCAAGUUCUCCUCUGACAAUCCAACGUCUGAUGAAAAUGGUGCUUGUAAUCCAGACGAUGAUACCUCUGCGCAAGAUGACUCAGGAGAGUCGAAGAGUUCUUCGACGGUUGUCCAUGGGAGAUCCACCACCGUUGUCAGAAGCGAAGGGUCACAGGACAAUAACUAUGGGAAUGUCAAGGAUACUCCCGAUACGAGUUCGGACACUCCCAAGUCGUCGCAUCAUCACGCCACCGGCGAGCACGAGCGAACGCACAGCAUGGAUAGUACUGUGGGCCCUGACAGAAAGCCUAGUUUGACUCACGCCGAGAAGGUCCAGGCAUCGAACACUGCCACCCCCAGCACGACGGACGCAAAUGAUGCUAAUGUGACCGGUGCCGCGGAUUCACCCGGCAGCGACGAUUCUGGCACAGGUGGUAGCGACGGCUCUGAUUCUAAAUACUCAAACUCGAGCGGCGAUGGCUCUGGCGAUGAUUCUAGUACAAGUUCCGCGGACUCAGGUUCUGACAACGAUAACGGCUCUAGCAGUGAUGGCUCUGGCGAUGACGACUCGGGCAAUGGGGACUCUAGCGAUGACGACAAUGGGUCGACCAUGACGAGUAUCUUCAUGACGUCUUCCCGCAAUGAGAAGCCAGCGACGACCCACUCUGUCAGCCGUACCAAGAGCGAGCAUGCCACUCGGCGGACUCUCGCACCAACCGCCAACCUCCCUGCAAAAGAGGCUAAAGCAGCUCAACCAGCUUGGACGGGAUCAUCCUCCAACACUGCUAUGGCAUCCAGCAAUACCUCGAGAUCAGAGUUCAACGGGACGAAUGGUGCAAACUUGGCAAGUGCUGACGCUCCUAGGAUCCGCAGUUCUCUGGGUCCUACCUGGGUGUAUGCGCUCUUCGCCAUAGUCUGGGUACCGAUACUGUAG